Molecule: messenger RNA, 1565 nt
Organism: Juglans microcarpa x Juglans regia
Lineage: Eukaryota; Viridiplantae; Streptophyta; Magnoliopsida; Fagales; Juglandaceae
Product: FAM10 family protein At4g22670-like
Exons: 11
Coding region: 182-1348 (388 amino acids)
Molecular function (GO): protein dimerization activity; Hsp70 protein binding
Source: RefSeq, a predicted model, not a curated record
GAGUUCCCAAUAGAAGCUACCAGAUCUGGAAGAGGCUGGCUAGUCCAAGUGAGGCAAGUCCCAGACUCCCAGUCUGAAGUCUUCGCCACUCCCCGCUAACGUUAGAAACGAAAGACCGAAAGAAGAAAAAAGCUCAGAACCAAAAAGGCCUUCGGAAUCCAAUCGAAGUGAACCAGAGAGAAUGGACGAGUCGAAGCUGAACCAAUUGAAGCAAUUCGUCGAGCAGAUUAAGUCCGAUCCCUCCAUUCUCAGCGACCCUUCUUUCUCCUUCUUCCGCGACUACCUCCUAAGCCUCGGUGCCCAGCUCCCUCCUUCCGCUUACAAGCACGGCGACUCCAAAUCCAAGAGCUUUGUAGUGGAGGAGAGCGACGAGGACGUGGCGGACACGGAUGUCGGGAAAGGGAAUGCGGACGAUGAAGAAGAGGAGGACGAGAUAGUCGAGUCCGAUAUCGAGCUCGAGGGCGAGACGGUGGAGCCUGAUAAUGAUCCUCCGCAGAAGAUGGGAGAUCCAUCAGUCGAGGUCACCGAGGAGAGCCGUGAUGCCGCGCAGACUGCUAAGGCCAAAGCCAUGGAAGCUAUUUCUGAAGGUAACGUGGAGGAAGCGAUCGAGAAUCUCACGGAGGCUAUUUUGCUCAAUCCAACAUCAGCCAUCAUGUACGCGACCAGAGCUAGCGUCUAUGUCAAGAUGAAGAAACCAAAUGCAGCUGUCCGUGAUGCCAAUGCUGCUUUGGAGAUUAAUCCAGAUUCUGCUAAAGGUUACAAGACUCGUGGCAUGGCGCAAGCAAUGCUUGGUCAAUGGGAAGAUGCUGCAAAGGAUCUUCAUCUGGCAUCAAAGUUAGACUAUGAUGAGGAAAUCAAUGCUGUUUUGAAGAAGGUGGGACCAAAUGUGCACAGGAUUGAGGAACAUUGUCGGAAGUAUGAAAGGUUGCACAAGGAAAGAGAGGAGAGAAAGAUUGAGCGUGAAAGACGUCGUCGCCGUGCUGAAGCUCAGGCUGCAUACGAGAAGGCUAAGAAGCAAGAGCAGUCAUCUUCCAGUAAGAAACAUGAAGGCAUGCCAGGCUUUUCAGGGGGGAUGCCUGGAGGCUUUCCAGGGGGGAUGCCUGGAGGCUUUCCAGGGGGGAUGCCUGGAGGUUUCCCUGGUAGCAUGCCAGGAGGGGUGCCUGGAAAUGUUGAUUUUAGCAAAAUAUUGAAUGACCCUGAGCUGAUGACAGCAUUUAGUGAUCCAGAAGUCAUGGCUGCUCUUCAAGAUGUAAUGAAGAACCCUGCAAAUCUGGCAAAGCAUCAAGCUAAUCCCAAGGUGGCUCCCGUGAUUGCUAAGAUGAUGGGCAAAUUUGGAGGACCUCAGUAAGCUGUUUUAAGAUCGAAAUAGUGAUUGUGGGAGAUCUACCAUCUGUAAGUUGAGGUAGGCAGGAUCUUUCACGAUACAUUGAGGUUGUAUUAACCAUUCCAACAUCGAAAACCAUGGUGGUACGAAUGAUGUGUGGCUGUUUCGGACUUACCAAUUUAGACCUUCUUGUAAUUGAAUGCUGAUUUUGAUAAUCUAUCUUGCCGAUAUGUGCUGGUAA